AUGCACUAACGCCAUCUGUUGGCGCUAGUGAAUACUUUUUUCAUUCAACAAAUGAACGCAACGAAUAUUUAUUUAUUUAGUGUUUAGUGUCUUCAAUUUUUUUAUCAAUUACUCAUAUAUCCAUUCAUACUUAGACGUAUCCACGCAUAAAAUAUGGCUGUAUCAAUGAUACAGCCAACCAGGGUUUUUUCUACAGCCUUCGUUGCAUUUUUACCUUUUUUAUAAUAAAAUUUUAAAAUGUAUCGAAUUCAUCAUUAGAUUCACUCAUUUUGUCAGUAAGAAAAAAAUGAAAAUCACACAUUUUCUUAAUUUGAAUUCGGGGUUAUCUUCUUUUAAAAUUUAAACUUUUUAAUGAUACCGAAACGAAAAGAUUUUAUCACACGUUUAUGCAUAUUAUAUGCGAAAAGACUUUUUUCCCAACCUAUUACUUUUCUCAAAACAUUUAAGAAUAUAAUACAAAAGUUCUAUCUUUAUAUGGGAAUUCAUCAUUUACACUGUAAUAGUGUAGUUAAUAGAAAUAGUGGCUCUUGAAAUGUUAAAUGUGACAGAUAGACAUAACACAAAUUUUAUUUGUUUCAGAAAUGAACAUAAAAGUUUAAUAUUCAGUGCUACUGGCGAUCGAAACUCUGAAGUGCUAUUGAAUCCGUUGAUAGACAUUGAUUUUAAAAAUAUAUAUUUUGUUAUACCUACUGCCUACAAGAGAACGCAUAAGCAUAACGACAAUUACUCGGUAGUUGAACACAAAGAUCUACUCGCUAGAUGCCACAGAAAUGCAGAAACUUGGGAAAAUAUAAAAAAAGGGACCAAUUCCACAAAGAUUACCAUCUUAGAGAGUGUCUCAGAAGCUUUAAUUAGUAUUAAGAGCCAAAACAAAAACAUCAACAGAACAUCCGUCCUUGUAACAGGGUCUUUGCACUUAGUCGGCGCUACGCUCUCUAUAAUUGAUCCUAACUUAAGCAGUACCUAAAUGAAUUGAGUACUUGAAGAAAUAAAUAUUUUUAUAUUAUUUUGUUGUCAUUUGUUGCUUUAAACUUAUGGUACCUACCACUCGUUCGAAUUAACAUGACGC
Molecule: messenger RNA, 1069 nt
Organism: Diatraea saccharalis (sugarcane borer)
Lineage: Eukaryota; Metazoa; Arthropoda; Insecta; Lepidoptera; Crambidae
Source: the annotation of a GenBank genome assembly